GUACAUUAAAGCACCAAUACUAUAUAGCAUAGUAGAAGUGCUCUUAAAAUUUAUGUAUACUUUUUGUGUCAUGAACGACCCAAUUAUGUGUUUUUUUUAUUAAAUUUGAUAUUCUUUUGAACUUUAAUUUUUUUUAUUAGAUAAAAGUUCGUUCUAUAUCUUAAAUCACUGAUCAAUUUUUCCCCAUAGAGUAAUGGUUGACACUUAAUAAUCCCUGAUUCAUUGAUAUAUUCUAUGCAAGAAAGAAUUUCACUAAAACUUCUUCCUCUUUAAGAAAAAUUCCAUUUUCCACAACUAAUUUUCCCUUUUGGAUCGCUCCUAAAAAGAUAGAAAAAAUUUCAGCGUAAACCCAUUUUUUUGGGCUUCCUAAACCAAAGGGGUGGAACGAGAACAAAAAAAGAAAGAAAAAAGGGCUUCCUUUCCAAACCCUUGCUGGGUUCGUCUGCUUUCCCGUAAGCAAGAUCUAGCAGCAACAAGGUAUACACUCACUCACUCUGGACCCAUGAAUCUACCCUUCCUCGACGGUGUUGUAAAGCAGUGUUCUUGAUUCUUUUCCUCCACUAUCUUGGUCAGUGUUGAUCUCUCAAGUACAUUAUUUAGCUUCUGCUGUUUAGGGUUUUAUCAGUGGAUUUUUCUUUUCGUCCCGCUUCUUAUUGCUUCCAUAAUGAAAGUUUUUUCCUCUAUAGGCUUUGGAAAUCGACCCAGUUUCCAUGGAUGGGGCUGAGGAUAAGGAUGUUUCCUCGAGGAAUAAUUUGGGUCCUCCAUCUAGAGUCACAGUUACUGAGCCUGUUGCUAGUGGAAGUGAGAAAGCCCCGGCUGCCGAGCCUUGUGCUGGGGAAGUUGAGGGAAACAGAGAGGAAGAGAGUCAGAGCGUGAAGACUUCCUCUGAGAAGGUUGUUGUGGGGGUAAGUGGUGGUUCUUGUAACGGAGUAGAUAAAGAAGUUGGGGUUUCAGGGUCUGGUGUACGUCAUUCUGAUGAUGGGGAGACUUUACAGAAGAAAGUGGUGCUUGUGUUUGAUGGGCGUGAAGUAGAUUUAGAGAGAGCUGCGGAAGAUUCAGUUGAUGAUAUUCCAGUGGCAGGAAAUCAGGACCCAACUGUUCAGCCCUCGGGUGUUGCCGAGGUCUCUUCCAAUAGAGUACAAAGAGAGGAGUGUGGAGGUAAGGAUGGAGUUGUGAGUUGCAGUGAUGGCAAAGGUGAGGAUGGCAAGGCUUCACCUGAUGGUGGAGCUGACAAUAACCGUAAUACUGGGAUCGGGAUUAGUGGUGGAACCUUUUCUUCUGUAGAUAAGAGGCCCAUGGAUGGAAAUGUGGCUCAAGAAGGUCAAACCCAAGUUACUGAUGGUUCCAAUGAUGGUGAAACGUGUGUACAGGAUUCAGCAGAUGCUUCCAAUGACGGUGAAACUUGUGUACAGGGUUCAGUGGAUGGGGAUACCCAACUCAUGGAUGAUUCUGUGGAUGAGGAUGCUCAAGUAAAUCAUCCAUCCAGUUAUGGUGAAACUCAGGUUAUACAAGAUUCACUGAACCAGGAUUUCCAUGUCAUAGAGGCCAGGUAUCGGGAAACUCAAGUUCCUGAUGGCACCAAGGUCAGGGAAACUCGGGUUGCACACGUUUCAGUCAAUGGCGAUAACCAACUUGUGGGAGUUUCGAGGGAGGGGGAUUCCCAAUUGAAUAAUUUUUCUGAGGAUGCGGGAACUCAGGCUAUACAAAGUUCAGCGGAUGAAGUUAUGCAAGUCGUAGAGGAUCCCAGUAACAAAGACAUGGAUGGUUCCAGAGAUGUGGAUGUCCAAGUCAACAGUGGCGGAGAAACUCAGGCAAUACAUGGUUCACUGAUUGUGGAUACCCAAAUUGUAGAGGAUACUUGUACCCAAGACAUGGAUGGUUCCAGGGAUGGGGAAUCUAGGGUUAUACAAGGUUCUGUGGAUGAGAAUACCCAGUUCAUAGAGGAUCCUGAUGCCCAAGGGAUGGAUGUUUAUGGGGAUGUGGAAACCGAGGUUCCUAAUGAUUCCGGUGGUGGGGAAACUCAGGUUGUGCCUGGUUCAGUGGAUGAGGAUACCCAAGUUUUAGAUGGGGAAACCCAGGUUGCAGAUGUUUCCCUGGAUGGAAAAACUCAGGUUCUCAAGGGUUCAGUGGAAGGAGAAGAACAUGUCAAAGUUGUUGAUAUGACUGAUUUUUCAAAGGACGAGGACAUGGAUGGGGGUUUAACCAAGCAAAACACAGCAGUGCCCAUCGAGGAUUUGAAUUCUCAGGAACCCGGACCAUCAGAGAAUGAUAUAAAAGAUCUAGAUAUGAGAAGUGGCUUGGGUGACACUUCCGGUGAUGAGAAUAGAACUUUUGCUGUUACUGAGAAAGCCGAAUUGGCUGAAGAGUCUGAGGGGCAGCCUAUGCGAAUUGUUGAAACUGAGGAAGUUCCUGCUCAAGAUUCAGAGACACUUGGAAGUGCUCUUGUGCUAGAUGAAGUAUUUGAUACUGGAAAUGAAGCUCCUAUUGGACUGGAAUCUACUGUCUUGGAAGAUUUAGGGCAGAAGAUUGAGGUUCUGGACGAGGCACUUGUAUUUAAUGUCAGCGCGGGAGGUUUAACUUCCCCAUUAGAAGCAUCAGGUAGUGAUCCUAUUGAAAAAUCCUCUACAAGUGAUGCUUUGGAGGGGAUGCCAUCCAGUUCUGCCAAUGAUACGGUUCAAAUGGUGAAAAAUGAGAUUGGGAAUGUUACCUCUGAAACUCUGGAUGAAGCGGGACAAUAUCCCGUUGAAGGGAAAAUGGCAUCAGUUGACGAUGAAGAAACUACGUGUCCUAUUGUUGAGAAUGUUACCUCUGAGACUCUGGAUGAAGGGGGACAAGAUCCCGUUGAAGGGAAAAUGGCAUCAGUUGACGACGAAGAAAUUACCUGUUCUAAUAUUGAAGAUCCACCAUUUUUCUCCCAGCCAACUGAUGUAUAUAUUGGAGGUGAAGCUACAAAUCCUUUGGAGAACAAGAAACAGCAGGGAAUAACCUUGGCAGACCAGCUAGUAUUCAAGGCUGAAACAGGUAAUGAUAGUGUGGCAAAUGGCAGCAGUCAUCAGUCUCCUGAUUCAGCAUCUUCUUUCCGGUCCACUGAGGCAGUUGCUGGAGAUGAUGUUGCUCAAAUGGAUCCCUUUGUCAAUUUAGAUGCAACCCUAUAUCCCGCUGGAGACAAUCAGAAUCUAAAUACUGAGGCAGCAGGAGUGGGGCUGGAAAGAUAUAAUGAAGCAGCUUCCAUCCAAUGUGAUGUGUUGCCCUCUAACGUUGGUCUUUCAGAAGCCUCUGAAAAUCUAGCAUUAACAGUUGAAGAAACAAUGAUGGAAGUUCAUGAACAGGAUUCACAUGAGGAACAGACUGAGGGGGUUGCAAAAGCCGGUGGAGAGGAAGUUUCGACUUCAAACAGAAGAAAUACUUUGAGUUCCAACGCUGAGGAAUUCGAAGAAAGCGAGGUCGAUAUUACCGAUGAGAAAUCAUCGGAGUGGGCUAGUCUGCACAAUGGAAGCUUGGGAAGUGCACACCAAGCUUGUUAUCAGCUGCCGUUCGACAAUGAAGGUGAAUUCCAUGUAUCUGAUUUGGUUUGGGGAAAAGUUAAAAGCCAUCCUUGGUGGCCUGGGCAGAUAUUUGACCCCUCAGAUGCCUCUGAUCAAGCAUUGAAGUAUCAGAAGAAGGAUAGCUUUUUGGUAGCAUAUUUUGGGGACCGUACAUUUGCAUGGAAUGAAGCACCUCUUUUGAAGCAUUUCAGAUCACAUUUCAGUCAGGGAGAGAAGCAGAGCAAUUCAGAAUCAUUCCAAAAUGCUGUUGGUUGCGCAUUAGAAGAAUUCUCAAGGCGAGUCGAACUGGGCUUGGCUUGCUCCUGUGUGCCAGAAGAAGAUGCAGACAGAAUCAGGUUUCAGCUCUUUGAUAAUUCUGGCAUCCAGCGAGAAGCCUGCAGAAGAGGUGACUUUUUGGGCAAAUCUGGAAGUGCAGAUUUGUUCGAACCUGUCAAGUUAGUUAGUUACGUUAAAUCUCUUGCACAAUGUCCAGCUGGUGGGGCUAAUCAAUUGGAUCUCGUGAUUUUGAAGUCUCAGUUGCUCUCCUUCUAUCGAUUGAAAGGGUAUUCCCCGCUGCCUGAAUUUCAGUUUUGCGGAGACUUGUUGGAGGAUGCAGACUCUUCUGUCCACUUCAGUGGUGAGGGAUAUGAUGAUCAUGCAGGCUCUGUUAGUAAAGAUGACUCGCAAACUUUGGAGAUAUCACAGGCCCCAAGGCCAUAUUAUUACAAACGAAAACAUAACUUGAAGGAUGGUAUGUGUUCUGGCAAAAAGGAAAAAUGGGAUUCUAUAGAGGAAGAAGUAGGAGCUACUGAUGGGAAAAUGGUUUCACCAUCUUCUGCAAAGAGACGAAAGGGCCCUAAUCAUUUUAAAGAUGAAUCAGCUCCAUCGGAAGGGGUAAAAACUAUAUCUCUUGCAAAAAUCUCAAAUACUACACCAAAUUCUGUUUCUAAGCCUUCAUUUAAGAUUGGUGAAUGCAUCCGUCGAGCUGCUAGUCAAAUGACUGGAUCUCCCUCUAUGCUGAAGUCAAACAGCCAGAAGUUUGAUGGAAGCAGUGAUGUAUAUGACAGCCCCCUGCUGCAGCAGUCUGAUGAUACUGAAAACUACAGAAUGGCGUCUCCAAUGGACACUCACUCAACUCUAGACGAGUUGCUAUUACAACUUCAAUCAGCAGCACGAGAUCCCCUGCAAAGGCUUGGUUGCUUGGAUGUCUUUGUUGGCUUCUUCUCUGAUUUCAGGAAAUCUGUGGUUGUUAUUGAUCAGCAUGAUCAACCUGGUAAGCGGAGGAAGGUGUUACAUUCUGUGGGUGAUACCGAAGCAUUUGAAUUCGUGGACAUGAAUGACACUUAUUGGACCGACAGGGUUAUUCAAAAUGGGUCGGAAGAGCAGCCACCGCCUACUACUCGAAAGAGCAGGAAAAGAGAGAAUCUUUUUGUACCAGUCAGUCUCGAUAAUAAGCCAACUCAGAGAUCAAAUGUCAGGAACAAACGAUAUAUCUCUGAUGGUAAUGAUCACAACAACGUGCCCCCAGAUAAAAACCCAAUCGGUUAUGUGGAUGAAAAGGCACCGGCAGAGCUUGUGAUGCAUUUCCCGGUUGUAGAUUCUGUACCUUCUGAGAUGAAACUGAACAAGAUGUUCAAGUCUUUUGGACCUCUCAAAGAAUCGGAGACGGAAGUUGAUAGACACACUAACCGUGCCAGGGUGGUUUUCAAACACUGUUCUGAUGCACAGACUGCCUAUGGCAGUGCUUCAAAGUUCAACAUUUUUGGGUCGUUGCUUGUUAAUUACCAGCUCAACUAUACCAUAUCCGUGCCAUUCAAAUCCGAGCCACUUUCUAUAACACUUGGCGAGGAAGAUGCAACUGUUUUCUUCCAGUUUUGAAGAGGCUGGACAAGGCAACAAACAUCCAGGUAAAAUUAUGAAUGGAAUCUUCUUUUAGUACGUGCGACAUAGAGCUGCUACGCCCCGCGUACUAGUUGGAAUCUUCUUUAGUACGUGCUACAUAUUACAGCUGGUAGUUCGUUCAUGAGUGAUGUCUCAAAGUUGCGGGAGUAUAGUUAAAUGCGAUAGUGACAUAUUAUUUCACCUUGCAUGGUCUCUUGCUUGAGGUUUUCAAUUGACAUGUUGAUUUGUGUUGCAGAUGCUAUUGGCACACACGAGUUGGCACAUGCACUUGCAACCAAUUAGAGAGGGAGAUGGAGAGAGCUGUUGAGAAGCUGGCUGGCAAGCCAAUGUUAAUGGCUUGACGAAUGACCUCGCGUUGUGCAGAAAUUUCACUGGCAUCUGUUUAAAAUGCUUGCCAUAGUUGUAGAUUCUGUGUAGCAUCAUCUUUUCUCUCUGUAGUGUUGAUAUGGAUAUGGAUGGUGAGCCAAAGAAGGUAGAGCGUGGAGUAAAAUGAAGAUAUCUUUGCCUCAAUCUAUCGUAUAAAUAUACGGGAUCACAUUGAUAUCAUGCCUCUCUUGAGGUGUCAAAAUGAUGUUGUUCUGAACUAGCAGUGUCCAUGGUCAUCUUGUGGUUGAGAAUUGAGAUUGGAUCUUAGAAUACCAUGAUCUUCUGAUCUAGUGAAACAUGGCGGGUCUUGCUUCAGCCUACCUCGAUGGUUGGCACUGGGCAUGUCUACUGGUCUGCACUCCGCUUGUAUCUCGUUGUAUGUUAGAGGAGUGGAAUCGAGGAGUUUUUCCGUAGCGAAGAGGUGUCUCGGCGUUGUUGUAGCUUGCAGGGUCGGCUGAUGUUCGCUUUCGAUCUUUCGGAGCAAAGCAUGUUUUCAGGGGAUUCGAAACUUGUAUCGUUUACUUGACGCAUGAAAGUAGUUUAAUUUCUCUCGACCGUUGCAAGUAAUCUAACAAUGAAACAUAAAUGCACAAAAAGGAAUUCAUGAUUCUUCAUGAAGAGCAAGUUAGCAUGCGAGAACUAGAAGAGCAAAAAAUUCAAACAGCCCAAAACGGCAGCGAGAGAGGCGCGUGGAUAUUUGGGGAUUGGGAAUGGCGGGAGGGAUUAGGAUUAGCAGUUACGAAUCGCUUUUAAAAAAAUUCUCCCCGAAAAGUUAGAGAGAGAGAGAGAUGAUGGGCGGCCGCUCCUCCGCCUCCGCCCCGCUCCGACGAGGAUGGAAUCGGAAUUAAUUUUUCAAUUAUAG
Molecule: messenger RNA, 6654 nt
Organism: Linum trigynum
Lineage: Eukaryota; Viridiplantae; Streptophyta; Magnoliopsida; Malpighiales; Linaceae
Source: the annotation of a GenBank genome assembly